Emericellopsis cladophorae is the source of this 1605-nucleotide messenger RNA. Its product is annotated as metallopeptidase. Gene Ontology annotation, molecular function: metallopeptidase activity; zinc ion binding; integrin binding. The coding region runs from base 1 to 1605 and encodes 534 amino acids. Lineage: Eukaryota; Fungi; Ascomycota; Sordariomycetes; Hypocreales; Bionectriaceae. The transcript is spliced from 3 exons. Gene Ontology annotation, cellular component: cell surface; fungal-type cell wall; extracellular region. The record is from RefSeq and is a predicted model, not a curated record.
AUGAUGUACCGAGUUGCCCUGCUCCUGGCUGCUGCCACGGCCUCAGCCUCGCCUCUGGUCCCCCGCGAGGCGCCCACCACCGUCCUCCCCACCGGUCCUGAGGCCACCAGCGAGUCCAAGAGCGUCUACAACUGGGCCGAGGGCUGGGAGACAAAGUACCCCAUCCACGAGUCCUGCAACGCCACCAAGCAUGCCGCUCUCGAGUUUGCCCUCGACGAGACUGUGCAGCUGGCCCAGCAUGCCCGCGAGCACCUGCUCCGCUUCGGCGACAAGAGCGACCUCGUCAAGAAGUACUUUGGCAACUCGUCGACCGCUAUCCCCAUUGGCUGGUUCGAUCGUGUCGUGGCCGCUGACAAGUCCGCCAUGACCUUCCGCUGCGACGACCCUGAUGAGAACUGCGCCACCCAGGAUGGAUGGGCAGGUCACUGGCGCGGCGACAACGCCACACAGGAGACUGUCAUCUGCGACCUCUCCUUCUCGGUUCGCAAGAACCUCUUUGACGUCUGCGCCCACGGCUUCACCGUCGCCAACUCGGCCCUCAACACCUACUGGGCCGUCGACCUGCUGCACCGUGUCCUGCACGUGCCCGCCAUCUCCGAGGACCUGGUCCACCACUACGCCGAGGACUACAAUGACGCCCUGCGCAUGGCCAAGGAGGAGCCCGAGCUGACCGGCUACGACUCGGAUAUCUUGCAGAUGUUUGCCAUUGAUGCCUGGGCCUACGACAUUGCCGUCCCCGGCGUCGGCUGCACCGGCACCCAGGAGGAGACCGAGGAGGAGGAAGAGGAGACCAGCACCGCCACUACCACCAGUGCCUCGGCCACCGCGACCGCGGACGAGGCCGACGAUGGUGACGCUGGUGAGAUGCGACAUCUUCGCCUCGCGCAACCUUUGCAGCGCGCUUCCCGAAGCAUGACUGUGAACACCAUCUCACCAACCUCCAGGGUAGCCGUCUCCCACAGCGCAUCACCAGCGUCACACAUCCAGGCGGCCUCAUUUCACACCGACCAUGCGCAACAAAAACACGAGCGUCGCGAUGAGCAUAAGCCCAAUGUGCAAGCACAGGAGGGUGAAGAUCACUACGUGUUGACGCUGUGGACGGACAAGACUCAUCACCAGACCAUGACGGCACUGCGAAGGCAGUGGUUCCCAGAGAAACUGCUCAAAGUCAACGCGCACAUUACCUUAUUCCACGCUCUGCCCGGCGCAAAACUACAACAAGUGAAAGAUGACGUUGCUAUCCUAGCAGGGCAUGCUUCACCCUUUGACGUAGUCGCGUCAGGAAUGGGGGCGUAUCCCAUGGGAAAAGGGGUGGGCGUCAACAUCUCCAAGCCAGCGCAAGCCAAGGCGAACCACCUACGCGCGGAACUGAGGGAGAAAUGGUCGCCUUUUCUGAGUGAGCAGGACAGACGAGAGAAGUGGAAGGGCCACUAUACAAUCCUGAAUAAGGAGGACGACAAGGAGCGGGUGGGACGGUGUAUGGAUGAGGUGAGGCGUGACUUUGCGGAAAGUCGGGGCGUGGUCGAGGGGUUGAUCCUGUGGAGAUAUGAUCGUGGCUGGUGGCGGCAAGUCAAAAGCUUCCCGUUUCGGAAUGGCCAGUCAUAG